AGGUCCCUCCAGGUCCCUCCAGGUCCCUCCAGGUCCCUCCAGGUCCCUCCAGGACCCUCCAGGCCCCACCAGGCCCAUCCAGGCCCCAACAACCGAGCCCCCCCUCCCCCACCCCCUGCCGCGCCUGUCCGCCCCCUGGCUGCAGGCCUCCAAACGAGGUGAUCGCCGACUACACGCAUUCGUAGAGGAUGUGAGGCGGCCCGGCUGCCUCCACUGCCGGGUCCCCUCCCGGGUCCCCUCCCGGGUCGCCAUGGCGCCGCGAGGUCGGGAGGGUCGCGAGGGCCGCCGCACGCGCACCUCCCGGGCGGCCGGGGGCGCCCCGCUGCACCCCCCGAUGCCCGAGGUCGCCGACGGGCCCGAGGCGCGCCCCGUCCUGCCCGCGCUGCUGGCCGCCGCCGGGCCCACGCCGGACCUGGCGCUGCUGCCCCAGGCGGACAUCGCCGGCCUCGAGUUCGACGGCGUGCAGGUGCACGACUCGGACCGCUUCGCCAUGGGCAUGGUCACCACGCUCCUGCUGCUGUGCGUCGCCUGCCUGGGCGGCUGCAGCGUCUACACGUGCCUGCGGGCCUGGAGCCGCUACCACGCGCUCAGUGCCCCCGCGGAGAAGGCGGACCCGGAGUCGCCGCUGCCCAACUACACGCUCGUCUCGGGGCUGCCGACCUACGACGAGGCGCUGGACCAGCUGCAGCAGCGCCGCGAGCUGCGCCGCUCCUCCUCGGCGCAGAGGGCCAUCGAGCUGGCCGUGGCGGCGGCGCGGGCCGCGGGCAACCUCAUGGCGGUCCGGAGGCUGCAGAACAUCCGGCACAUGUCGGUGGGCGACCUCAUCCAGUACACGUUCCGCUCCAACUCGUUCGACAAGAGGUGACCAAAAGCACCUUAAGGCGGUGGAAGAAAUAAUGAUUACCCGUGAGUUUGAAAUUGACAUUUCAAAAAAACUCUUUUGAAAUUUUCAAACCACCCUUGGAAACACAAGUAUUUAUAGACUUGCUACACUGAAAAAGAAAUACUAGUUGCAGUUACUAGGAUCUUCGUGGGCGGUACUAGACAGUCUAGUACCUUUUAUUACUUUUGCUACUUUUUAUUAUUAUUAUUAUGGAGUGUGAUUGUGAUUUUUUUAAUGUACGAAACAAAAAGCACCCCUAUAAUUUAUAUCGUGUUGUCGUGGUUUGUCGUAUUUAUUCUGAAAACAGUACAACUUUUAGGCAUGAGAAUUAAAUGUAUCUCUUCAAAACAA
Molecule: messenger RNA, 1234 nt
Organism: Frankliniella occidentalis (western flower thrips)
Lineage: Eukaryota; Metazoa; Arthropoda; Insecta; Thysanoptera; Thripidae
Gene: comm2
Product: protein commissureless 2 homolog
Exons: 3
Coding region: 251-865 (204 amino acids)
Biological process (GO): axon guidance
Source: RefSeq, a predicted model, not a curated record